Molecule: messenger RNA, 633 nt
Organism: Iphiclides podalirius (scarce swallowtail)
Lineage: Eukaryota; Metazoa; Arthropoda; Insecta; Lepidoptera; Papilionidae
Source: the annotation of a GenBank genome assembly
AUGUCAAGUCCAGGAAUACUAAUCCGCAACUUUGUGAUUCCGCGGCAAUCUCGGCGCCGCAUAUCCAACUCUUCGGGUCGGCGGAGCUCGACGUCACCGCAACGAAAAGCCAUUUCGCCCGAACUUGUCACCACUCCAAAAAGGUUCAAGGACAUUCCUGGUCCCUUGGCACUUCCCAUGCUAAGGCACUCCGCGCAUGUUUUGCCCAGGAUAGGUAACUUCCACCACGCAGUAGGCCUGGGCUUACUGGAGGGUUUGCGUCGACGAUACGGGGAUCUGGUGCGAUUGGCCAAAGCGUCCAGAACCCGACCCGUGCUGUAUAUCUUCGACCCGGAGAUAAUGAAAGAGUCGUCUGUGACGCUGGUGACAUUGGUGACAUCGGUGAUACUGGUGACAUUGGUGACGCUGGUGACAUUGGUGACAUUGGUGACGCUGGUGACAUUGGUGACGCUGGUGACAUUGGUGAUACUGGUGACAUUGGUGACACUGGUGACAUUGCUUACGCUUUUGACGCUGGUGACAUUGGUGACACUGGUGACAUUGGUAACAUUGGUGACACUGGUGACAAUGGUUACGGUGGUUACGCUGGUGACGCUGAUGACAUGUGUGACACUGGUGUCUUCGAGUCGUCUG